CAUUUAUUUUGGUUCUGUAAAACAAAAUUCUGAAACCAAACCAUUCGAGAUGCCUCUGAAGUGCAUAGUCCAGUGCGUCCACAAGAUAGCACACAACCUAAUCGCAGCCCGGCCCGCAGUGACGAUUACAAGCGGAGGCUGCCAGGUGCCCGCUAAGAAUGGCCCUAUAGCCAAUAUGAUCUUCUUCGCGGCAAUCGCCUGGCCGCUGUACGUGUGCCUCAUGCAGGACGUAAUCAUCAUGCUAAAGGAAAUGACCAAGAAGAUGACGCGCAAAUAGUUGGAGCGUCGUUUAUAGGGUGAUCAAACACACGUCCAUACAACACACGGGUCAUUCCAUUAACCAACUAAUACUCAAGAUUUUUCGUGCUCAUAUCGUGCACCGCCUGCUCCUGUUAUGAUGCCACCAGUUACCCAAUUCCAGCAUCUUUCACAUUUUUAGGCCAUUGCUGUUGCUCUGCUGCCCUGGCCGUUCCUUUGGGCUACAAAAAACUACACUGAUCAAGUUAAGUUCUAUAAGCGUUACUAUAAUCAAGCUCCUCUCCAUAGAACCGAGGGUUGAGCGGUGGCAGAAGAUCUUCAAAACCUUCUGCCACAUACAGAUACAAGAGUUCUUUUAACAUUUUACAAAAACUUCGACCAUUAAAAACUUACAUAAUACUGCUGCAAAUGUAACCCGAAACCACAAUUACUAAAAUAAACUGUUGGUAUUGCGUGA
Molecule: messenger RNA, 715 nt
Organism: Drosophila persimilis
Lineage: Eukaryota; Metazoa; Arthropoda; Insecta; Diptera; Drosophilidae
Exons: 2
Coding region: 50-277 (75 amino acids)
Source: RefSeq, a predicted model, not a curated record